CUGUAAUCAGUUACGAUUGAAUGGGGGACUCUUUUACCGUUAGUUUGAAUAGUGUAUAAACACAAAAGGUAAAAUCGAACGGGAUUAGCUUUAACGCUAAAGGAAAUCAUGCUGGUAGUGUAUUAUGGGAAAUAUAUAAUUCAAAUAGUGACUGUGGUAAUUGGAUGAUUUUGGACAAUGUUUUGAUUUUCGUAAUAAUGGAGUGAUACUGUGUUUACAUUUUGUCUGCACUUUUAGUGUUUAACUGGUGCUAAUUUCUUUAUGGUUGUAUAUGUAUGCUGGAAAUUAAAAAUUUAUGGUGCUUUAAAGUGUUGAAAAUAAACUGAUCAGCAUGUAUAUAGAAAGCUGCUGAUAAAGUGAUCUCAGGAAUUAAAAAAAAAUGUUAUAAUCGGAUUUUAUAGAAGGGAGUUAAUUAAAAGGGUAUGGAAGGAGAUAGGGGCUAUACAGGAAGUCCUGGCCCCAGUAAGAAAGUCACAUGGAAAGAACCUAUAGAACAAGCGGAGUACAUGGCGAAGGCACGUGAUUUAGAGAGGGAGUUGCGGUCCUUGACCGUGGAGAAGGCCAGGGCAGAGGCAAUGUUGGAAGAUGUUCAGGUACGGUUGGACAGACAGGAAGAGACUGUAACCAGGCUGCGGAGUGAGAAUGCCAACCUCAACCAUGAUCUCGACCAACUCAUCAAUGUUAUAAGCACUGCCAGAACAACAGGAAAAUGGGAGGUGGAAAAUGUCAGAUUUCGAGAAAUAACACCAGAACAAGUUUUUGGAUCUAUGCAUGAACAUCUCACACGCAUGCGAAUGUCAGAUGACUCCACAUCACAUGACCUCAGGGACCUUCGAGAACAGAUCAGCAGGAAAGAUGACCUGAUCAGUCGUUUACAGGCCGACCUCGCUCAGAGGCAACGACUUUCUUCAGAACAGAGAAGUGGAGAUUUCGAUACAGCAUCUAGUCAAGGACAGUCGGAAAAGGAUUAUACCAUUGUAAAAUUGAAAACAGAUCUCCGCCGCAAAGAACAGCGUGUUGAUGACCUCAAUAUGGAGGUCACUAACAGGGAGCGGAAGAUCGCUUCACUUCAGACCCAAGUCUCCGAUCUCCAUGCGGAGAUUGCUCAAACUGAAACUGAGUACGGUACUCAGAAACAGCUCGUAAAAAUACUGCAAGAUAAGCAACGUCAGCACCAGAAUGAGGUUCAGAAAUCUGAUGAUGUUAUUCGUCAGUUACGGGAUGAGUUGGCAAGAACCAAGGAAGAUUACUCUAGAACAUCUCAUGAUAAAAGAAGACAAAAAGUAUCUCAUUAUGAAAGACGUAUUCAUACCCUGGAGGCAGAGUUGCAGGACUCCAAGGAGCAGAGAAGGCGGGCUCUGGAAGAGAUCGGACAGCUUCAGGAUCGUCUAAGAGAUGGCCAGACUUCAACAAAGGAUCAUCAUACUGUGUUGAAAUCGGAACUUGCUAGAAGAGAUGAGACGAUACAGAAGUUGCGGCGAGAUGUCCUUAGUCUGCAGGAGAAACGAGACGCAGCAGUUUCUGAGCUGGACCAGGAGACUAAAAAUCUGCAUAUAUCUGAGGAUAAAAUAAAACAUCAACAAGAGGAGCUCCAUAGAGUAGAAACCAGAGUUAAGUCCCUUGAAGAGGAACUCUCCAAUGCAAAGAAACAAACAGAAGAUGCAAAAACAGAAGUGAGUAAUCAUGUAGCAAAAUUGGCACGGAAAGAGGGCGAGAUUGCGUCGAUACGUGCACAGCAUUCGGAGUCUUGCGAGCAGAUAACUAUGUUAACAAACAGUAUACAGAAACUACAGUCCUCCUCCAAGGAUACGAGGGAUGCACUUACAUCUGAGGUGGAGAAACUGAAACGAGAGAAAGCUGAAGUUGCUGAACGUCAUGAUGCAAUUGUAAAGCUGCGUAAUGAAAACCGUGAAAUUGAAGAAAAAUUGAGGGAGGCACUUGGAACAGCUCAGCAUAGGGGAGAAGUUGUUAAACAACUGAGAGACGAGUUGAAAGGAACUGGUGGAAAGUCUGAAGCAGCAGAACGCCGUAUUGAGCACCUGGAAAAAGAACUGCAAACGUUACAUAGCAGAUAUUCUGCGGCAACUAGAGAGAUUGACCGAAUGCAGGUUAACCUUCAGGAACGUGAUUUGAUGACUGGACAGUCCGAGACAAUGUUCAAGUCAAAGCUGACUGACAAGGAUGAAGAAGUUGCCAGGUUAAAGGCUGAAAUAAACAUCUUACAUGAAAAAUUAUCUCAGAACCAAGCACAGAUGCUGUCACGUGAAGAACAUAUUGGCCGUCUACAGUCGACUGUCCGAGACUUGGAAGAGGACUGUACAAAGAAAGAAUCCGCACUACAGAAACUGGAGAGAGAUCUGAUGAAUGUGGAAGAUGUUAAACAUAAAACUGAUGACAGUUUAUCAAGAAGAGAAAUAACCAUUCAGCAGUUAGAACAUGAGCUGGCCCAGGUGAAGACUCAGUAUCGAGAGUCUGUAGAGGAGAACGGCAGACUAGAGGCUCGAAUCCAAGCUUUCGCCAUCAAUGCACAGAGUGAACAAGAUGUUCUUAACUCUGAGGAAAUAUAUUUACAUGUUCGGGUGAAGAGACGAGAAGAUGCUAUAAAACGUCUCAAAAUGGAUUAUGUGAAUCUACAAGAAAUCAACAAUAAACGAGAAGAAAAGAUUAACCAGUUGGAAAGAGAAGUGGAGCAACAUAAGACACAAUUAAGGACAGCUAACUCUGAGAUUGAGACAAAGAAAAGCAGCGUUACGAACCUGGAAGCUCAGAUAGAGGAUCUGAAGAAAAGGAGUUCAAAUCAACUUGAUGAGAUCAACCGACUUGAGGACCAAGUUAGAAAUAUGAAUAUAGACCAGACCGCCAUGCAGUCAAAGAUUGAUAACCUCCAACUUAAUGUCAACAACAAGGAAGAUUUUAUUGGUCAGUUGAAAGCAGAUCUUGCCUCUCUGCAAAGACAGCAGAAAGAAACUACAGAAAAGGUUGUAGUGAGGGAUGACACGAUUCAGAAGUUGAACGCAGAUAUUGGUAAACUCAAGUCAUCACAUAAUGAGAAACUUCAUGAGAUAGGUAAACAGACAGAAACCAUCAAGAAACUACAAGAUGCCCUCACACAGUGUCAUUAUGACCUGGAUGAGACACGGAAAAAGGCUGAGGAAGAUAAACACGUGAGGGAAGAACAGGUGAAACAGUUACAGGAAGAUUUAAUGGAAUCCCAGUCACAGUACAGUAAAUGUUAUAAUGAUAUGUUGAAAGCAGAAGAUGAUAUUGAGAAACUGAAGGGAGAGAACUCCAAUUUAAAUAAGAUAACACAGUCAACUUCUGAGGAGACAACUUCACUGCAAGAACAAGUGCAUCAGUUAGAGCUAGACCUCACCAUUUCUCAGGAAAAACACAGAACUUGUCAAAAAGAGGUUGCAAGUCGAGACCAAGCUAUACUGAAACUACAAACAGAGCUGGACACAACAGGGGAGAAAUAUUCUGGAGCUGUUGAUGAGUGUAAAAUACGUGAUGAUGAAAUGCAGAGGUUAAAUAGCAAAGUAAAACAACUUCAGCAGGAGAUACGCAAUCUGAACGCUGAAAUAGAGGAUCGUGAUCAGAAGGGAGCUAGAGACCAGAAGACAAUACAACAACUUCAGCAUGAUCAGGAAAUCACCUUACAAGAGACGCAGCACCAGAUCAAGAAUCAUCUCCGUACGAUCGAACAAAUGAAAACAGACAUGCAGGUCAUGAGGCAGACGCACAACCAAGAGGUCAAGCGUUUCCAAGGUGACAUAGAGGAAAUGAGGUCAGAGAUCAACAGUACAAAGACAGAGUUAGAGGAAACUCAGCAGCAGAAUAUGGAAAUGUCGGGAAAUAUCAAAUCUUUGAACGACGAACUGGACAGGUUCCGCCAGAUGCAGGAAGAGACAUCCAUUGAAACACAGCGUCACUUAGACAAUAUAAAGCACCAAGAUAAGACAAUAUCUGAUCACAAACAGCAGAUUCUUGUGCUGGAAGACCAGCUGCAUAAGGCUAGAGAGGAACUACAAGUUCUUGAUACAACACUUAGUAACUAUAAACAAAAAUACUCUCAGAGUAGCAACCAGGUCUCGCACCUUGAUGGCACUGUUAAAAACCUUCAAGAAAAGUUAGCGGAAUCAAGAAAUCGCGAACUAGAAAAAGAUCAGACAAAUGAUGCACUAAGAAAUGAUCUGGACAACUUGAAUAAAAUGUAUAGUGAAAGUAAACACGAAGUGGAGAAGUGUGAGGAUGUUAUAGAACAGUUGACACAGGAAUUGAACUCAUCUCAGGAAGAGCUGUCUCUCACUCAGAACAGAUAUCAGGAGGCUGAAGAAAAUAUUAAUAACCUGAAAAAUAAGAACCAAGAUCUGCAGGCAGAGGCUCUCAAGUUUGAAGAGAGAUCUAAAAGGUUAGAAAAUGAGCUGCAUACAUAUAGAGGAGAGCAUAAUCAUUCCGACCAGGAGUUCAUAGAGAAGGAAGAGCGAAUUACUCAGUUGGAAUACACAUUGGACGAGACACAGAAUGAGUUACACAACAAGUUACGAGUCCUGUCCGAUCACCAGGACCAGCUGAAUGAACUUAAAGUAGAUUUUGCCGGUGUCAGAGAGCAGAAGAAUGCUGCAUUGAAGGAGAUUGACAGACUGGAGCAGAAUUGUGGUCAUCUACAGAUGAACCUGGCCAAGGCCCAGGCCCAACAUAAAGAGGAUAUACGCCAGCUAGAGGAGCACAUUUCCAAAGUAGACAACAGUCUCAGACAGUCACAGGCACGAGGUACGGCACUGGAACAAGAGAUAGCAAGGAAAGAAGAACAGAUCAAGCGCUACGAGUCGGAAAUAAAGUCACUGAGAACUGAUAUCUCUAACAAAUCGGAAGAGAUUGAGAAGUUGGAAGGACAGAUAAAAUGCCUCAAGAUGGAGGUGAACAGUUUGACAGCCACCAAGAAACAGGCAGAAAUGAGGAUGGCUGAGCUGCAGAGUGAAGGGGAGCACCUGAAGGGCGAUCUUGGAGAGGCUCGAGCCCAGUACAAGGACUGUGCACAAGAGCUUGCCCAUCAUGAAGAAAAGCUGAUGUUGAUGGAACAAAGCCUGCAGACGACACAGGAGCAACUCAGCCAGAGGGUGACAGAGGUUGUUAGACAUGAACAAGUCAACAGAAAACUUGAAAUGGAACUCAAAACUCUCAGAGAACGCAAUGCCAAUUCUGAAGAAGAAAUAGAUGAGCAGAAAUGUGUGAUCGACAAACUGCGUAAGGACAUGAUGCACGUAAAGGAGGAGCACCAUGCUGCCGUGCAAGAAGGUCUCGCAUAUAAACAGAAAGCGCACAAAUGUGAUGUAGAAUUAGAGGGUGCUAGAGAACAGGAGAAAAUGCUCACAGAACAGGUUGAACAACAAGAUGCCAUAUUAACACAGUUGCAAACUGAGCUUCGUGCCGAGCGAGACCGUCACCAAGAAACUGGCCGCCAGCUACAUAGCGUUCGUCAGACAAACUCUGACCUGGAAGAUACACUAGAAACUAACCAGAAAGAUAUUAAAGAUCUUUCCAACAAGUUGUUGGAGAAGGAAGAAUUGGUGAAGAAAUUGAGAGACAAUAUUGAAGACGAGAGUAAACGUAUUCAGAAACUGAAGGAAGAUAUUGCCGAGAGGGACGGACAGUUACACGUAGCUAGAAUGAAUCUUCAGCAACAACAGAAACAGUCAGUUCUUCAUCAACAAGAGAUUUCGAGAUAUGAAGAAACAUUACAGCAGUUGCAAGCAGACCUUGAAAGAAGUCAAGAUAACUACAGAAAGGCUCAUGCUCAGUUGAUGGACAAUGAAGAACGGUUACAUGACAUGAAGGUACAGCUGACCACAGUGCAGGGUAACCACAAGGAAUCUAUGGAACAGCUUGGGGACAAGUCACAGCAAGUGGCCAUGCUGAGGACUGAGUUCUCUCGAACACAGCAACAGAACCAGGCAAUGUCUGAAGAUUUGAGCAGUUAUGAACAGAAAGUACAUCAGCUGAAGCAAGAGUUGAAGAAGAUGCAAGACAUCAACCGAGUCUCCGAGAGUGAGCUCCAAAAUUUCGAGAUGAAGUACAAUGACCUGCAACAGGAAGUGAUCACGUCCCAGGACAGGAACCGCCAAGGUCUUCAGGAGCUCUCUGCAAAGGAGGAAGAAUUAGUAGUUGUCAAAGUUGAACUCAGUGCCUUACAAGAAAAAUACAAAGCCAAGUGUAAUGAUUCUGAGAAGUUACUGUCGGAACUUGAGUUGAUGAGACAUAACUACCACAGUGCAAAUGAGGAGAUAAAAGGGUUGAGAAUGGCCCUGGAAGAGUCAAGAACAAAUGGGGACAGACUGCACAAAGAGAGUGAACUGGUUGUGCAGAAUGUCAACACCUGGGUACAGGAACAGAAGCAUGCAAACGAGAAAUUGGGGAACAAAAUCAGAGAACAAAGUAAAGCCAUCAUGCAGCUCACAGCUGAAAAAGAACAAAUGUUGGAACAGAUCAACAAGUAUCAGAAACAGAACAACAAGAUGAAAAUUGAGCUGGACGAGAGACGUAAUGAGGCAGAGAGAUUUAAAGCUCUACAGAAUCACAGCUCACACCAGCAAGUUCUCCUCAACCAACUCAGGUCCAGGCUAGAGGAACAUGAAAUGGAACAAGACCAGGAAAUGUCGAGCAAGAUGGCUACAAUAGAGGAUCUUCAUAACAGACUCAAACUCAACAUUGACAACAUACAGCAGCUUAAUAGUCAGUUAAAUUCUUUACAAAAAGAUAACCACAGGUUACGAAGUGAUUUGGAACGUGAGAUUGGUACCCGGCAGACCCUCGAACUACAGAUCGAGAGUAAAGAACAAACUAUUAAUAGCCUGAAAACUCAACUUGAGGCCAAGAAACAUCUUCUCAUUGAACACAGCUCACCAUUGAAGGAUCCCGAUCGUGCUAAAUUGUCAGACUCUGUAUUGGACAAUGACAAGACUCGUGCCGCUUACAAGAAAGUAAUGGAGGAUAAUGGGGUAACAGAUCCAAAUUCUAUGGACAAAAACUACUGGAUACAGAGAGUUGGCGAGUUGUCUAUACAGCUUCAACAGAGUAGUGAAUAUUGGUCAGAGAAGGUGCGUGAACUGUCCACACAAUUAGGUCAAGCUAAAUCACUGACGGCAAGUCCUCGUCGAUAGCCCCGUCCCUGCCAUACUGUAUCAUCUAUCAUGUGAUGCUGUUGUUUCAACCACUAACUGUAUACAUAUCGCAGAGCAGCUCUGUUUUAAACUCAGCUUGUGAUAUUUUAAAACAACUCAGUAUUAUUGUGAUAUCAGUUCUGGAAUGAAGAAGUUUUUCCUAACAUAGCAGCAGCAGCAGCAGUUGUAGCAUUCUUUUUAGCAUUGUUCAUUGUUUACAUACUUGAAGAAUUUGUUAUUUUUCCUAAAAUUCUGUGGCAGUAACGAUGAGAAAUUAAGAAUGGUUGCAGUUUCAUUAAUAGUAAGUUGCAUAUUACCUAUUUGUAAAUUCCCAAAGGUUGUAACAUUCAUUCCUUUAGAAAGAAAGAUGACAAUUUUUACGCAGAUUUUUUUUCCCUGUAAGAUAUAUAUAGAUGAAAUAUUUAGACAUAACAUCAGUUGGUGCUAAUUUUGUCCAUUUUUCUACUAAACUGACCCAGUCUGUAUCUUAAAGAUAGUUAGAGGAACAUAUAGGUAAAUAAAUCAUAAUAAAAUAGCAAAAAUGAAAUGCUGCUUUUAAAGUUAUUAAUGGUUAAUCAUGUGUGUUAAAGUAACGGUACUGGUAAAUUUCUCAUGAAGAGAGUACAAAGUUUUAAUGUUUUUAUUUAUUUUUAUAUCUUUUUUGUAUAUUUGUGCUAAAAAGUUAUGUGAUAUGUAGAAUAGAUUUUUUCCCAGUAGCACACUUUUUGUCUGUGAUGUAUUUAUGUAAGUUUAUAAUUGUCGAGAAAGGAGAUAUCUCUCUAGAAUAAUCUCCCUUGAAUUGGCAUCGCUCUUGCAAGAGGCAAGAGUGUUGCAUAAAUUGCAGCUACAUAAAUUUUGUAUUAUUGUAGAGGUAUAGGUAGAUGUAUGUACAGUAGAGCUAGUUCUGUGACCAGUAUGAUUUGAUAAAACUGUGGCGUAACUUCGUUUUCCCAACAUUGAAUUAUUUUCUUAAGUGUUUAAUGAAUAUGCUAAGUGCAAAGGAAACAUCAAACAGAGAAGUAACUGGUAUGCUGUACAAAAAAAAACUGCUUUACAAAAAAAAAACUCGCAAAAAUUUUGUUGAUGCAGAGAAACGUCUUAUACUAUAGACAUAAUGUCUGUUUACUGCAAAUCUGACAUUAAAAUGAAGCAAGAAUGUUGCUUUUUGCUGUAGCAUCACAUAUUUUGGCAUGACUAGAAUUUUGCAGAAUUUAGAAAUAGUCUAAAUUAUAUAAGGGUGAAUCCAUUAACUUUUUUUCCAUAAAUAUUUACAGGUCCAGUUUUUGUGACGAAAAUUUUGUGUGAAAUGAUCAAAAGCACUUAAUCAGUGAAAAUUUAGUACCAUACAGAUAGCUCUGAUUUUACAGUACCACCGUCAUACAGAGACAGGAAGCUGUAUGAAUAAUUAAGGAAUGGAUACAGUUGCUGCUGGCAUGUUUUAUUCAAGGUCAUUUUGGCAAAGCAGUUAUUUCCUAGAUGUGAUUAGUAUUCAUAUAAUAUUAUUUGAUGCUAGCUGCACUUUGAUUGGCUGUGAAAAAAGAUGUAAGAGGCAGAUACUGUAAAAUCAUUUCAUUCGUGGGCAUAAAAUUGUCUUGGUUUUUACCAAUAUGGUAUUAGUUGGGAUAUGAAUUCGUGGAUUUCAAGUUCUGAAGAUAAAACAAAUAGAAAUUGUAUGUAUUUGUUGGGAUUUAAUUUCGUGGAUUAACUUAACCACGAAAUCCACGAAAAUUAGUCACCCACGAAUUUUAAAGAUUUCACAGUAGUUUAUAUUUAUUUUUGUAUAUGUUUAAAGAAUAUAUAAUGAUAUUUCUUUAACUUUGGUGUGAUUGCUUAAAUGUAAAGAAAAAAAAAGAUGUUUUAGUGAAUUGAGGUUUUAAAAAAAAAAAUUGUAUACAUUUGAAUGCAAAACGAUUUAAAAGUAUUGAAUCUUGCUAGCAUUUCAUUAUGGUACAGUUUGCCCCAUGCUCUCUUUUUACAGUCAAUCCGUCAUGUUUAAAUGGUACUAGUUAAAUGAAUGGGGCCUUAUCACAUGUUGUAAUAUCUUGUGAUAAUUUUAUAUAUUGUAUGUUUUUACGUUCUCAUUUGUAAUUUAUUAGUAAUUUCAUUACACAUUUGUAUUGUUAGUCAUAUGACAAAAUUUCCUUCAGUCCAAUGAUGAAGUUUUAUUUUUUUCCAUACUUUUAACAUUGCGUUUGUCUGUCUUAUUGUUUGAAAUCCAAGAAAUGUAUUUAACAUCUCAUUUAAAGAAACUCCUGAAUUUGAACUCUUUAAGGCCUAAAAAAAAAUUGUUUGUUUCCAGUAUCCCGAUCUACCCUAAAAAUUUGCUGUGACCCUAAAUGUUUUUAUGGCAGAAAUUUUUUCCGAUAUUUUUGCUAUUUUUUUAUACUUUUCAAGGGAAGUUGUAAAAAAAAAAUUUUAAUUUUUUUUUACUACCUUUCUACUCUUAUUUUUGGGGGGCAUGUUACUGGAAACAUACAUUUUUUAGGCCUAAUGAUAGUAUAGUUUAUGUGAGGGAGUUCAUAUCUGGAAAUAAAAAGGUAGUAAAAAAUUGUGUUGAAGGAAAAUGAAACCGUUUUACUGAUCUUGUUUUUUCAAUCCGUCCUCCAUUAUUUUACAUGAUUGUAUAUCUAUUGUGUUUAUUGUAUUUUAAUUUUUAUGUGUUUUGUUUACCACUUUUAGAUUGACUGCCAUUUAGUAUUAUAAUGUUACCAUUAUUUUACAUUUCCAGUAAAAAAAAAACCUUUUUUUUCAAAGUUUUUACUAUUAUUUUACCCAUGAUUAUUCUUUUUACUUUAUGGAAGAAAACCAAGAAGAUCUGUGAUUAUUUAGAAGAAAAAAUCCAUUUUGUGAUUGUUUAGUUUAUUUAUACUCCGCAGUUGCUUAGUUUUGUUAUAUAUGGGUCUCAUAUUGUAGUAUGCCUGCUCAUUUGGUUUGAAUGUUGCACUUUAUACACGAUAGUUACAAUGUAAGGUUACAAAAAUCAUGUAUAGUUUUACAACAGAAGUAAAUUAAUAAAGUCCAGUCUUGCACAACAAGAUCGGAAAAAUAUGAUAA
This is a messenger RNA of Mercenaria mercenaria, 10211 nucleotides long. RefSeq names its product golgin subfamily B member 1-like. Lineage: Eukaryota; Metazoa; Mollusca; Bivalvia; Venerida; Veneridae. The transcript is spliced from 53 exons. Bases 423 to 7157 code for a protein of 2244 amino acids. The record is from RefSeq and is a predicted model, not a curated record. Gene Ontology annotation, biological process: spermatogenesis.